Messenger RNA from Vanderwaltozyma polyspora DSM 70294, 2733 nucleotides. Its product is annotated as SAPS family protein. Gene Ontology annotation, cellular component: cytosol; nucleus. The record is from RefSeq and is a predicted model, not a curated record. The transcript has a single exon. Bases 1 to 2733 code for a protein of 910 amino acids. NCBI's taxonomy places the organism in Eukaryota, Fungi, Ascomycota, Saccharomycetes, Saccharomycetales, Saccharomycetaceae. Gene Ontology annotation, molecular function: protein phosphatase binding; protein phosphatase regulator activity.
AUGUCAUUUUGGCCAUUUGCUCAAAAUAAUGCAGAAUCUAAAAUUAAUAAGAUUUUAGACAGUUAUUUCAACCUGCUUCAUAAGUUAGAAAGAACAAAUCCAAUAAUUGCAAAAUUUAUUCAUCAGGAAUUCGAUGAAAAUGAUAACAUUGGCAAUAAUACUUCGUUUAAUGUAAGCAAUGAAAAUAUCCUUUCUUCAAAUUCUUCAUCAUCGUCAUCUGUCUCGACUAUACCUUCCUCGAAAAAUAUCCAAAAUAAAAAUAAAAUUAACAGUAGUAAUAGGUUACAAGAAAUCCAAAUAUUACAAAAAUUUGAUACCUCUGGCAAUGACCUCCCAGCUUCGUUAAGAUCUUUAUCUUCAAAUUCUAUCUCUUCAACUUCUGUUUCUUCUUCUUCAAGAACGGAUAUCACUGAAGAUGAUAUUACAAAUGCUACAGUGCCUUUGGUAGAUGAUAUCUCAUCUUUAAAUGUAUCAUUCAUUGAAGGUUUAUUGAACGAAUCGGAUUUGGUCAAUGAAUUGCCAAAGCAAGAUACGAAUCUAUUGGACUUUAUAUGUUUGGGUUUCUUCAUCGAUGAAAAGACAAAUGAAAAGAUUCAAAAUGUAGAAUAUUUAAUCGAUAAUCUAUUAUUAGCCAUUAAAAAUUUACCAAUAGCUACAGAUUUCUCUAAUGAUACAUUUGAUACAAAUAAAAUUUCAUCUGGUAAUUAUAUCGAAGAAAAUACAAGACCUCCAAUUAACAAGACUGAAACUGAAGACUUAAAUGAUCCUGUUCCAGACUAUUUACCCAAUCCAACAGAAGAACCGUCAUUUGCAAGUAUCAUUAGUUUUGAAAAUACUCAAGAAGAUUAUUAUUUGAAGAGAACAAGGGUUAUUUCAGAAAUUUUGUCAAUGGAUGCAUGGUUACUUGUAGAUACUUUAAUGGAAAAUGAGAGAUAUAUGCAUAAAUUAUGGUCUAUUAUAAAUAGUGAUAAUUUCAUAAGUGAUUACUCAGCAGUAGUACCGGUAUUUUUAAAGAUACACCAAAAUUUAUUAACAAUUAAAACUGAACAAUAUAUAGCAUACAUUUCAAAGAAGGAAAAUUUAGUUGAUGAAAUUCUAAAUCAUAUUAACAUUUCGAUGUUAAUGGAAUUUUUCUUAAAGUGUAUCUCUACUGACAAGGUAGAAAGUUCGACAGGGAUUAUAAAUUUAUUGAAAAAACAAAAUCUAAUCACAAAAUGUUUGGAUAUAUUAGAAGAUGAUAAAUUAUCAACAGACAUUCAUGCUAGUUCAGGUGAUUUUCUUAAGGCAUUAAUUUCUGUAUCAGCUAAUACUCCGAUUCAUGAUAUGACAAUAGGUCCAAAUGUUCUAUCAAGGGAAUUAGCCUCUGCUGAAGUGGUAUCGAGAAUGAUAGACAUCAUUGUAAAUAAGAGAAGUUCAGCCUUGAAUAUCACUAUCUCUAUUGUUAUUGAAUUGAUUAGGAAAAAUAAUUCUGAUUAUGAUAAGAUAAAUCUCCUCACCGCAACAUUAAAAGAGCAUCCACCAAGUGACCGAGACCCUAUAUACCUAGGUUAUAUGCUGAGAGAAUUUGCUAUUGGAUUGCCCAAAAUUUUUGGUAUUAUUCUUGAUAUUGAAAAUGACUCAAGAAUUCCAUUUUUAGAAAGUCAAUUAGGUAAAACCUUCAAACCACUUGGGUUUGAAAGAUUUAAAAUUGCGGAACUGUUUGCAGAGCUAUUACACUGUUCAAAUAUGGGGUUGAUGAAUUCUAAAUCAGCUGAAAAGAUUAUUUCUAUACGUAAUAAAAUUAGGGAGCAGCUUGCAAAAGGCGAUGAUUCAUUACUAAAAGAGUACGAAGAUAAUAGUGAAAUUUUUGAAGACAAUGUUGAUGAAUCCUUCGAAAUUCCAUACAUAAAUGAUGAUCAAAAUAAAAAAUUGAGGGAAGAUCCAACUAUCGGUGAUCUAUUCAAAAUUCAAUUGCAUGAUACCAAAAUAAUACCAAAGGUGAUGAAAUUAUUUUUGGAUUAUCCGUGGAAUAACUUUUGGCAUAAUGUUGUUUUUGAUAUUAUUCAACAAAUUUUUAAUGGUAGAAUGGAUUUUUCAUAUAAUUCAUUUCUGGUUUAUUCGAUGUUUAAUUUAAAAGAUUCUUGUAAAUAUAUUCCUAAUAAUGACAGUUCAGACGAUACUAAUGAUUACUUUGAAAUAAUUAAAGAUUUUGUACUAAAGGGUUACCAUGAGUCCUUUAGAUUUUAUGAAGAGAAAAACACCAAUUUAGGUUAUAUGGGACAUGUAGUCCUGAUAGCUGAAGAGGUUGUGAAGUUUUCAAAACUAUAUAAGACAGACUUUAUCUCUCCAGAUAUAUUUCAAAAACUUCAGUCUUCGGAUUGGUUGACUUAUUGUGAUGGUGUUCUUAAUGAAACAAGGGUAAUGUACUCUAAAAUUUUAGGUGGUGGAAGUUUUGUCGAAGAUGCAAAUGGUAAUAUUGUUCCACAGUUGCAAUAUUCAAAUGAUGAUUCUAAUAAUGAUACUAUUUCAGGUGAUUUUAUAGAAAAUGAUGAUUCAUCAUUUAAACUGACAUCAUCAAAUCCAAGAGACGGCUUAGAGUUAGUUAAUGUUGAAGAUUUGGAUGAACAACUAAUGUUAUCGACAGAAUCAGAUUUACACAAUAAACUGAAACAAAUGUUAAUAAGUGCUUCUCAAGAUGAAGUCAAUGCACGUAACGCCAAAAAUGGUGUUAUCAUUCUAGGACCACCUGAAUGA